Messenger RNA from Aplysia californica (California sea hare), 3126 nucleotides. RefSeq names its product putative methyltransferase NSUN7. Gene Ontology annotation, molecular function: methyltransferase activity. NCBI's taxonomy places the organism in Eukaryota, Metazoa, Mollusca, Gastropoda, Aplysiida, Aplysiidae. The record is from RefSeq and is a predicted model, not a curated record.
GACACUCACUAAUUUUUACCUUUUAAAUGUCAUUUUUAAAAUCAUUUUUACUUGCUCUUAUAUAGGCCCUUACCAAUAGGCCAAGUUUUUUUUUCUUUUUACCUGAGCUGUAAGUGCGCCUUGUAUUAUUAUCUCUGGAAUGAUGGAAAGAGAAGGACAUAAUAUCUACCCACUCCUCGGUGAUAUCUGAAAGACAGGAGAGGAAUGACAUUCUGUGUGUGAGUGUAGACUCAUCCCUGGAUUAUUCCAUCUAUGCCCCACGGGGUAUCGCCAGUCACCCCACGGUCACAUGAACUUUUAACUUGAACGAUAACCAUGAAGCUCCGAAGCAGCGACGAGGGAGUGAAAGUUGUACCCGGUGUCGACAUGCACCCGCCGUACGCCUCACCUUUCUCCGCUUCGUUCCGCCCCACCAUCGACAACAAAGAACCGCUUCCCAUUUCGCCGCUCACGGGCCUUAGCAACGGGAUAGACUCACCCCGCGCGCACGGCGUCCUUAGUAACUACCACUGCUCCCCGCAGCAACAACAGCAACCCGCGGACGGCGAAGAGGAGUACGGUGGCGCGCGACAGCGGCUGACGACGACGACAACAACAACAGCAGCAACAGCAGCAACAGCAACUGCGGAGCGGAGUGAGGACGGAAAGGGUGGCCCCUCCCUGCCGGCUACGCCAGUCUCCGUCACUCCGCGGCUGACCUACGAUUUGGACGAGAUUCUCCGAAAACACGGAGUGACUCUCACGGCCGCUCGGGACGCUGCUGAUCCGAACUCAACAAACGAACGUUUGGUGGAUGCACGAGAAAAACACGAAGGAGAAAAAGAAGAAGGAGAAAAAAAAGAAGGAGAAAAAGAAGAAGAAGAAGAAACAAAGGAAAAACUACAACAACAAGAACAAGAACACCGAGUUUUGCGGCUGUCCGAGUCGGCCCCGACAGCCGGUGGUCCUGGCGUGGUUUCCCCCGCGGCCUCGUGCGAGGGUGGAGGACCCCCGGUAGUUCCCGCCAUGACCAAGACGUUGUCGGACACCGCCGCCCUCAGCUCGGGGGCGGGCCGGAAGCCCGGGGGUUCCAAGGACCCGGGUCACGUGAGCCACCAGUUCUUCCACGUGGAGCCGUGCAUCUACACACACCGGAUGUUCCGGCGAGCCGCCACUAUCUUCGGCGUGCUCAAGGACAGCGAGUCCGAGUCGGAGGAGGUCAAGGCCACACGGAGACGCCUGGGCAAAGCGGCCGCUGCCGCCUUCGGGGUGGAGCCCCAGGACAAGAUUCCGGACAUGGAUUUCCUGGACGCUCACGAGCAGAUCAAGACGUUUGAGCUCACCUUCGCCACCCUCAAAUACCAGAAGCUGUUCCAUGAGAUAUUGUCCCGCACAAACUUCUUCGUGGAAAACCCGGAUCUCCGCGAAGACUACAGUCUGGUGUGCAUCAUCCUGUUCGACCUGCAGUCUCGGAAGUUCCAGCGGCGCGUGCCCCUGGCGGGAGAUGAACCCGACGCCGUCUGCCUACAGGUGGAGGAGGCGCUACUCCUGCGCCGCACUCGUCUGCUGUCCACCAUUGCCAAGGAGCGCAUCCGGCACGGCGCCCCCUCCCUGGAGUUCCUGCUGCCGGAACAGGUGCGGCACAAGGACGAGACCAAGUCCAGGAUACCUGUCUACGUCUGGGUGAACCAGAUCAAGCUCAAAGUGGAGGAUUUCAUCACGGAGCUGGAAGGCCUGGAUUUCACUCGGGCAGAUGAGGGCGUGGACAUGACGGAGCAGACGGACCGCGUGUACCGGGUGGACAGACACUGCCCGGACCUGCUCGUCUUCCCGCCAAACUUGGCCAUGUACUUCAAGGACUCCCAGUGGGUCAAGGAUGGCAGUCUCGUGCAACAGGACAAGUCGAGCUGCCUGGCCCCGAUGACCGUGCGCAACGUGCUGAGCACUGACCAUGACGUCAUCCACGUGAACGUGGGCACAGGCAUGAGCACAGGUCACGUGGCCAGCCUGUUGUGCCAGGAGUCAGCCAAGUCACAGUUGUGGGCCUUUGGCGUGGACGGCGCGGAGAAAGCCAGGAAGGUCAACAAAAACCUGGAGAUGCUCGGGGUCAAAAACACGAGGGUGAUCCAGGAGGACUUCCUGAACUCUGACCCCGAGGACUCACGGUUCAGGAACGUGCGCGUCAUCUUUAUCUCCGCCAACUGUAGCAAGUCGGCCAUCACCAGCCCGGUACAAUUCAUCGUCAGCGAGGGCGAGGACAUGCAAAUCCUGGGUGAGCUGUCCAAGGCGGAGUCGGACAUGGCUCACAUCGGCACGCUCAUGCAGCAACACGAGAAGCAGCUCAAGCACGCGCUCAAAUUCCCCAAACUCCAGGCGGUGGUAUACAGCACCAGGUCCCGCUACGAGGCGGAGAACGAGUCUGUGGUGACCAAGUCCAUCGAGUACGUCAAUCAGACCUCGGGCAAGAAACUGCCCGACCAGGUGAGUCCCCCCGUGAUCCCGUUCUACAGCGAGGAGAUCAACGGUGGAGUGAGUGGCGUGGACGGCAGGUACAUCCGGUUCAAACCCUCCGACAAGUCCAACGGCUGUUUCGUCGCCAUCAUCUCCAGGGAGCCCGAGGACCCCAAAGACGCGGCCCGUAGCGCCAUCGCCCGCGCCCGCUCCAAAGGUAUGCUGGGAAAAGGCAAAGACGAUGGCCAGGGGGAGGAAGCGAGGCACGCCGCGGCCAGGAGCAGCGAGUCCGCCCCGAGUUCCGCGCCCUCGGGCAAGGCCAAGACCUCCAAGCGCGCCACCAGGAAAACGGCGUCCACAGGAAAGUUGAAAGUCUCUACGUCACUUUCGGUGGAGCCGCCCGCGGGGGUGGGGGCGCGCCUCUACCAGGCCGGCCUGCUGGCCAAGAUGAAGUACUCGAACCCCAAACCUCUGGCGCCGCAGCCCGAGUACACCAAGACUGUGAAGCACCCGGCCCCCUUCAGUCCGGAUGUUCAGCGGGAGUUGAGGAGUAAGUGGUGACAUUUGGAUACGGCGCGCUGUCUUCUGUCUGGUCAGGGAAUUGUAAUACACGAGAGGUGUUGGCCUGUCUGUUGUGAAAGUGUGUUGGUGUGUGGGUGUGUUUUUGUGAUACAGUAGUGAAUAAGUGUGGGUGUA